AUGUCUGAGAAUCGGCAAGCAGUGGCACGGUUAACCCGUGAAUUGCAAGCUCUUAAAAAAGCUUGCCCGGCACAGAUUGACGCCAUGCCUUCUACUAAGAACAUGCUCGAGUGGCACUUUGUAGUUUUCGAUCUUCCCGAAGACACUCCGUAUUACGGCGGUGUCUAUCACGGGAAGUUGGUGUUCCCACAGAUGUAUCCGUUGAAACCACCGGCCAUCUACAUGAUCACUCCCAAUGGGAGAUUCGAGACGCAUACCAAAUUGUGUCUGUCGAUGUCGGACUUCCAUCCUGAAUCCUGGAAUCCCAGCUGGCGGGUGGAGACCAUUCUCAUCGGUCUCGUCAGUUUCAUGUUGGACAAGACUGAGCCGCGAACUACUGGAGGGAUGUCGGCAUCAACAGCUUACAGAGAGAAGUGUGCAAUCAAUAGCUUUGCGAAAAAUAAAUUCAAUAAAGACUUCCGAGAGCUCUUCCCGGAGUUUUUGGACACUUCUCGGUUCUAUCCCACCCAUGGGUAUUUUCAUCGGAUAGCCCCGCCAGAGGGAGCUAAGAACUGCGCUGACUGUGGCUUUCCUGAUAAUGAUGCUGUGUUCGCCUGCAAGGAUUUCUCCAAGUUUUGUAAGCGACUCGGAGGGAGCGAGAAUCAUGUGUAUGACCCGAAUUCAAACGACACAGACGAUCUCUUCGCUGGUCUCGGCCUUGGCGACCACCAUCCUUAUCUGAUACCAACUAUUCUAGCUGCUGUGGCUGCAUUUACUGCAAUCGGCUAUGCUAUCAUUUCUUCACUCGAGGACUCUAAUGAAAAUACCAUAUGA
Molecule: messenger RNA, 813 nt
Organism: Perkinsus marinus ATCC 50983
Lineage: Eukaryota; Perkinsozoa; Perkinsida; Perkinsidae
Product: ubiquitin-conjugating enzyme E2, putative
Exons: 7
Coding region: 1-813 (270 amino acids)
Source: RefSeq, a predicted model, not a curated record